CAUAGGCUUCAGAUCGUGUGUGUGAAGAGUUGUUUGUGAGUCCGAUGGUCCUGGUGUUUGUGGUUAACAUGUGGUGCUGCUGCCCCGCCUCUCUCCUACUGUCUCUCAGCAGCACUUGGUGGAGUGCAGUUCACAAACAGCUGCAGUCGCUAUCAGUCUGAUUUCAUUUCUGUUUGGAUUAUUUUUAUUGAAGAAACUCUGAAAGGCACACAUCUGCUCAAACGGUCUUUGGAUCAGGAUAGUUUGUUUCAGCAAUAUGGAACGAUGGAGAAUCCAAACGUUAUUCUGCUUGCUUCUGUGUGUCAGUAUUUUACCAACCUGUUGGUGUGCUCAGGGAAAAUACGCCCAGAAGCUCCUGAAUGAUUUAUUCACGAACUACACUAGUGCGCUGAGGCCUGUGAAUGACACUAACACCAUACUGAAUGUGACCCUGCAGAUCACACUGUCACAAAUUAUCGACAUGGAUGAGCGAAACCAAAUUUUGACUGCGUACUUAUGGAUACGUCAAGUGUGGGUUGAUUCACACGUUCAAUGGAAUAAAGAUGAUUACGAUGGACUCGAUACCAUCCGCAUACCUGGUAGUUAUGUAUGGAGACCUGAUAUUGUCCUAUAUAACAAUGCUGAUGACCAUUUCAAAGGCUCCAUGGACACCAAUGUAGUGAUCCGGCAUGAUGGCCAGAUCAUGUGGGAUUCCCCUGCUAUCACAAAGAGCUCCUGCAAAGUGGACGUGUCCUACUUCCCCUUCGAUUCUCAGCAGUGCAGGUUCACAUAUGGCUCCUGGACAUACAACGGCAACCAGGUGGACAUCCUGAACGCCAUGGAGAGCGCUGACCUGGCCGACCUGGUGGAUAAUGUGGAAUGGGAGGUGUUGGGUAUGCCGGCCAAGAAGAACAUUAUUCAGUAUGGCUGCUGUGCUGAUCCUUACCCUGAUGUGACCUACACACUGAAACUACAGAGAAGAGCUUCAUUUUAUGUCUUUAACCUCCUUAUACCAUGUGUAAUGAUCUCUUUUCUGGCUCCACUGGGCUUUUACCUGCCUGCUGAUUCUGGAGAGAAGGUGUCUUUAGGUGUCACUGUUAUGCUGGCACUCACUGUCUUUCAGCUGUUGGUGGCAGAGAUCAUGCCACCCUCUGAGAAUGUGCCACUUAUUGGAAAGUACUACAUUGCAACGAUGACCAUGAUCACUGCCUCCACUGCCCUGACCAUCUUCAUCAUGAACAUACACCAUUGUGGCCCGGAUGCCGAGCCUGUUCCCAAGUGGGCCAAGAAGGUCAUUCUGCAGUACUUGGCCAGAAUGUGCUUUGUUUAUGAGGUUGGGGAGAACUGCUUGUCACCACAGCCCGAGAAGCAGGAGCCUCCACAUGUAAAGAACACCAACUGCACCAUGAAUGGUCAGGCAGGACCAGGCAGAGAGGAGUGUGUCUGCAAACUGGACAGAGGACAAGAGACAGUGCGCUCCAUGACCACAGAGGAGAGGGAGGACAUGGAUCAGAUGAUGAGCCCAGCUGGCUCCAUCGGGAAAAACCCAACCAACAACUACUGCACUCGGAUGAAUGGUAUUUUCAUGAGCAUGGACUGUGGAGAUUCCCAGGGUCAGAGGAGAUGCCGGAAGGGGGGUGUGAGUGAUGGAGAGAGAAAAGACGGAGAGGUUUUCUGCAACAGUCAAAGCAACGAGAGGCAACUAAUGCAUAACAUUGAGUACAUAGCCAACUGUUACAGGGAUCAGAGGGCGACACAGAAAAGGACUGGGGAGUGGAAGAAAGUAGCCAAAGUUUUAGAUCGCUUUUUCAUGUGGAUAUUUUUCAUUAUGGUGUUUUUAAUGAGCCUUCUCAUCAUGGGCAAAGCCAUCUAACUGAAGACUGGAGACGAGACUUCAUGAAAGUGUUUAUGGUGUACCCAACACAGAGAUUAUAAAAGUUUAUAAUAAGUCAUUAAGUAAUGUACUUAGCAGUAGUUUAAUUUACAUUCAGAUUGCACUUUUUCCUCAGACCAUGUGAUCCAUCCUACUGCAGUCCUAACUAAUACAAAAGUAGAAUUAUAUCUUAAAUACAUUUUUGUAAAUAAGUGUUGUUGUUGACAAUUUACAAUCCCAAAUUCAGGUCCCAUUGUAGCAAAUCAAUCACAUUGUCUACUGACGCUAUUUACACAAUGUUGUGAUUUUAACCUAAAUGAUGAAAUAUUGAUUUGUGUCCAUACAUUUAUUUAUUUGUUUCUGAAACAAUAGGCCAAGGGAUUUAUAAAGCA
Molecule: messenger RNA, 2244 nt
Organism: Notothenia coriiceps (black rockcod)
Lineage: Eukaryota; Metazoa; Chordata; Actinopteri; Perciformes; Nototheniidae
Gene: chrna10a
Product: cholinergic receptor, nicotinic, alpha 10a
Exons: 5
Coding region: 257-1852 (531 amino acids)
Biological process (GO): monoatomic ion transmembrane transport
Cellular component (GO): postsynaptic membrane
Molecular function (GO): acetylcholine-gated monoatomic cation-selective channel activity; transmembrane signaling receptor activity
Source: RefSeq, a predicted model, not a curated record